Molecule: messenger RNA, 4202 nt
Organism: Coregonus sp. 'balchen'
Lineage: Eukaryota; Metazoa; Chordata; Actinopteri; Salmoniformes; Salmonidae
Source: the annotation of a GenBank genome assembly
AUGAAAGAGGACAAGGAAAACACUCGUCCGAUGGAGGAAAGGAUGGAGAUAAAAUGCGAAAACAUUGAAAAAACGGAGAAGCCAAAGCCGGAGAAGAAAGAAGCAAUGACGAAGGUAACGUUACGCCAGCUACUGUAGACAGUUAGCUAGCUAAGCCAAAGCAGCUAGCUAGCUACACGGAUUUAACUUGGCUAGCUACUCCUGCUUGCUAACUAGUAAAUCAGGCGUGAUUAGCCUGUAAUUGAACUUUUUUUAAUUGAACUUGGCUAGUUAUCUUUUGAAUGUUGCCUAUUGAAGAGUAACGUUAACAGACAUGUCUAAGUUAGUGAACCUGUUACAGCCAGCUAAACUAGCUAAGUAAGUUAGCUAGUUACCGUUAAGUUAACCAACACUUAGAAGCUUAAACUGCUAUUUUAACAAUCUGACUUGGAUAUUCUCUUAAUAAGUUAAAAUUUGAGUGCCUAUUUUUUUUCCACAGAUCAUUAUCCGACGUCUGCCUCCAAGCAUAACCAAGGAGGAACUGGAGGAACAAUUGCAGCCACUUCCAGAAGUGGACUACCUAGAAUUUUUCGCCAAUGACAGCAGGUGCGUAUAGUCUACUGUUGAUGAACCAUUGUCUGUCAGAAUCACAUAUUUGGUACCCUGGUUACUUACUUAGUUUUUCUUCUAUACAGCAUGUACCCCCACGUCUUCGCCAGAGCAUACAUCAAUUUCAAGAUUCAGGAAGAUAUUGUACUUUUCAGAGACCGGUUUGAUGGAUAUGUGUUCGUUGAUAAUGGAGGUGUGAUACAUUUUAUUUAAAUAAGAUAUUGACGUCUAAUAAUAGUGCUGAGCAUUAACCAACAUUAAAUUUUUUCCCCGGUUAUUAAACAACUAAUUGACUGAUGUCUGUUAAAUUACUUUAAUUCCAUUUAGUUUUUUUGUGAGCCCAACGUACCGUUUCUCUAGAGAAAUCAAAUCAUUCAUGAGAAAAUUAUGUCAAACUAUUCGGGAUGCAGGGCUGAGGAGUUGUAGUUUUCAUCAAGCAAAUAUUCAACCUAGCUCAGCGCAGAAAUGUGGUAAUUAACUACAAUGACCAUAAUCCAUUGUGCCUGUUUUUUCCGGCUCGGACGGUGACAGAUACACUUUUACACCUGCUAUGUUAGGUUACAUAGACACAGACCGCAUGAGAGCGGAAUGUACACAACGAAGAGGGAGAGAGACAGUUUGUGAAAGUAUGCCUUAUCUACUUUAAAGAAAUAGUACAAAUAUUUCGUCAGACAGCUCUGCAGCAUACGUACACAGGCUAGCCUAGCUAAAUAAGAUGACUAAAGACAGUACAGUAUGGGGAGCACAGACAGAGAUUGCAUUAGAUGGUCGGUGCUGGCUGGCUGCUACUGCCUGAGCAGAGAUGAGAUGAUGACUUUAAGGAAUUAAAAAUAGUCAUCAAAUAAAAAAUAAGUUAUAUACAUAACUGAAAUAUUGUAUUCUUCCAUAGUAAUUUCCUAUUUUUCAAUGUUUUGGCAAUUUAAUGUUAACUAUUUUUGGCUUAGGAAUUUCAAUUUAAAAUAUCUAAAAUAAUUGAAUUUCAUAAUGCAUUUAAUGUUUUUAAUUAUCAAAAUGGAAAACCGUGAUAAUUUUUUAAUAAUCGAACUGAAACCGAACUGACCUCAAAAAGCACCAAUAUCUUAGAACUAAUAACCACCACGCAAUAUUAGCCUACAUAUAGCAGCAGCUUCUGAUUGCCUUGUGUGUGUGUUAAUGCUGUGGCUUAUUUUGUUUAACAGGGCAGGAGUAUCCAGCCAUUGUUGAAUUUGCUCCUUUUCAAAAGAUUGCCAAAAAAAGGAGUAAGAAAAAGGAUGGUAAAAGUGGAACAAUAGAUGAAGGUGAAAAUGUUACAUGAGUCAUUUUACGGUUGUUUGCAAUUGCACACCAUUUAGAUCAUCUAGCUCUAGCAAGGCUACAACACAGUUUGUUCUUUUAGAUGCUGACUACAAGAAAUUUCCUGGAGAUUUAUAAUGGCGCUGAUGAAAAGUUUACAUCCACCCCCGAGACUCUACUGGAGGAAAUUGAGGCUAAAACAAAGGAACUAGUAGGUAUGUAAACAUGGAGGUAAACAUAUUUUCUGGUUACAUUUGGUUGAAAUCAAAGCCAGUUGAAACACUCUAGAUGAGUGUCAAUAUGAAAUCAAGUAGUGUUCCCUGCGAAAGGGAUAUUUCGGUAAUAGAUGAGGCAUGAUUUUACAAAUUUUUCCCCCUUUAGCUAAGAAAAUGACUCCCCUCUUGGACUUCUUAAAGAACAAACAGGUAUGUAUUUUAGCUGUGUUCUUGCAUGGUAUAUGAGGCUGGAUAGACUAUUCAUGUGGCUUUUGUCUGCUGAUGGUCAGAGAAUCCGUGAGGAAAAGAAAGAGGAAAGGAGGAGACGAGAGCUCGAACGGAAGCGCCUGCGGGACGAGGAACGUCGGAAGUGGAGGGAGGAGGACAGGAGGAAGCGCAAAGAAGCCGAGAAGUUCAAGAAAGGAGACAAAUCUUCCGAGAAGGAUAAAGACCAAGGGAAGGAGGGGCCAAAAAUCAAGGUAUGGAAAGGAGAAGAAAUCCUGUCAAACUACUCGACUGCAUGAUGAUACAGGUGAUUCCGAAGAGAUUGUAGCAGAAUAAGACUGCUCUUUUCAUGUUGGUUAUGCGUUUUGUCUCUCUGUUCAGCUCCUGAGAAAACCAGACAGAGGAGAUGACGUGGAUGUUGAGAAGCCUAAAGAGAAGUCAAAGAACCCUGAGAAGGACAAGAUGAAAGACGACAGAGCUCCUGGGGGUCCUGAUAUGAAGAAACGCCAAAACCACGAAACCAGGGAGGAUAGGUUAUCAUGGAAGUGAGGGGUCACCACCAUUCUUCUCAGAGAUGUUACAGGUCUUUAAUGUAAAGGCUUAUAUUGUAUUCAUGUAAAUGUGCUUGUCUUUCAGAGCUGAAGAUGGACACAAAGACUUCAGAGAGCGUGACGUAGACAGGGACAGGGACCGCGAACGAGACAAGGAGAGGGAGCAGCGGCAGAAAGAGAAGGAGCGCAUCAGACGACAAGACGAGGAUCGACGAAGGAGGAGGGAACGGCGCGAUGGAGAGAAGUCCUACAGAAAGCGAGAGGAAGAAGGGAGAAAGGAGAAAGGAGAUCAUGUCUGGGAAAGGAGAAAGGGCGAGAAUGCCGGGAACUCCGCAAGCCAUACUGAUAAGCCUAAAAAGUCAGAAGAAACCCUGAGGGAGGAGAAAGCUAAAAGAGAUCGUUUAAGAAACAAGGUAAUAACUUCAGUCUUUCUUGGUAUAUAGUCAAAUACACAUUUUUCCUAAUCAAUUCCUUGGGGUAAUCGGGAUACUCUAUUACAUUUGUACAAUUUUCUCUUGAUUUCCUAUGUUGAUCUGAUCACAUUUCUUAAUACUUUUGUCUUUUUUUUUAGUCUCUUAACCACAGCCAUUUCAUUCCCUUGUGCAUCAGGAUCGGCCUGCCGUUCAGCUAUACCAGCCAGGUGCCAGGAACCGAGGAGGAGGAGGAGGAGGAGGAGGAGAAUCUCAUGCUGGGGAGAGAAAGUCAGAGCGAGACCAAGAGAAGGGAGAUGAAUGAUCAAAAAUUACCACAAAUAAAGAAUGAUAAAACGAUUGAGGAGAGGGAUCUGCUCUGAGCCAAGCAAGCUGGUGCCAGAGAGGCUGCUGCAGUGGUACUCCUGCAGAGCCACAUCCCGUCCUCCCACUCCCAACCAUAGGCAAGGAUGUGACCUCAGUGCCUGAAGGUGCCCCUCUUUUAGUUUUGUUUAUGGAGAAAAGCAAGGGAAAGUUAGCACUUUAAUGUUUGCGAGAGUUCGGCUAUAGGGUGCAACGAGACAAAGCCAACGCUCUAGGACCACAUGAAUUUAAAGUGACCUUACUACAGUAUUGCUACACAGUCUGUGUUACACAUUUGCGAAGCACGGUUCUUAUAUUGAAUAGGCUUUCACCCUCAUUAGUUGUUCAUACAUAAAAACAGUUUCACAUACAUGUUUUCUAUUUUAGGAACAGUGUAGGAGGCUACUGGUUUAAAUAUAUCCGGUUGCUUCUUUCAAAAUCUAACCACCUUUUUAGGUUUAUACAUUUAAAAGUGUGUUUUCUAUUUCCCCAACAAGUCCUUAAUACUCUGUACAGGUAAAAAAAUUCAGGAUAAUUAAAUAGCCAUUUCAUUUAUUUUACAUUUUUAGUCAUUUAGC